Drepanopeziza brunnea f. sp. 'multigermtubi' MB_m1 is the source of this 1068-nucleotide messenger RNA. RefSeq lists its product as uncharacterized. Gene Ontology annotation, cellular component: heterotrimeric G-protein complex; cytoplasm. Gene Ontology annotation, biological process: G protein-coupled receptor signaling pathway. Lineage: Eukaryota; Fungi; Ascomycota; Leotiomycetes; Helotiales; Drepanopezizaceae. Gene Ontology annotation, molecular function: signaling receptor complex adaptor activity; protein binding. The record is from RefSeq and is a predicted model, not a curated record.
AUGUCGAACGACGUCUCUCCAGAUCAGAUGCAGGCGCGCAUCCAGCAGGCCCGUCGUGAGGCUGAGAACCUGAAGGACAGGAUAAAGCGCAAGAAGGAUGAUUUGGCGGAUGGCACGCUCUCGAAUAUCGCCCGCAGUCAACAAGAGGCCCUACCAAAGAACACCAUGAUGAAGACCAGAAAGACCUUGAAGGGACAUCUCGCGAAGAUCUACGCCAUGCACUGGUCGACCGAUCGGAGACAUUUAGUAUCAGCAUCGCAAGACGGAAAGCUCAUAAUCUGGGAUGCAUACACCACGAACAAAGUCCACGCUAUUCCUCUACGCUCAUCUUGGGUCAUGACUUGUGCGUACGCCCCGAGCGGAAAUUACGUCGCGUGCGGUGGUCUGGACAACAUCUGCUCUAUUUACAACCUCAACUCGAACCGCGAAGGCCCAACCCGCGUUGCACGAGAACUUUCGGGUCACUCUGGGUACCUCUCCUGCUGCCGAUUCAUCAACGACCGUAGCAUCCUCACCUCCUCCGGCGAUAUGACCUGUAUGAAGUGGGAUGUUGAGACGGGAUCCAAGGUCACCGAGUUCGCAGACCAUCUCGGUGAUGUUAUGAGCAUCAGCAUAAACCCAACAAAUCAGAACACCUUCGUCUCCGGUGCCUGUGAUGCCUUCGCCAAAUUAUGGGAUAUCCGAGCUGGCAAGGCCGUCCAAACAUUUGCUGGUCACGAGUCCGAUAUCAACGCCAUCCAAUUCUUCCCAGAUGGCCACUCAUUUGUCACCGGUUCCGACGAUGCUACCUGCAGGCUGUUUGAUAUUCGUGCUGAUAGAGAACUGAACCAAUACGGAAGCGAAGCCAUUCUUUGCGGUAUCACUUCUGUCGCCACUUCGGUUUCGGGUAGACUCCUGUUCGCUGGCUACGAUGACUUCGAAUGCAAGGUGUGGGACAUCACUCGCGGAGAGAAGGUGGGAUCGCUGGUGGGCCACGACAACCGGGUCAGCUGCUUAGGUGUCAGCAAUGAUGGAAUGAGUUUGUGUACUGGAUCAUGGGAUUCAUUGCUCAAGAUCUGGGCUAUGUAA